AUGUUUGAUCAAUGGUUUGUUUAUUGCGGUGUCUGCUAUCGAAGAAGCUCGGCAGAAGAUCCUUUGUUAUUGACCUCAUGUGCUCAUAUAUUAUGUUCUCAACAUUGGAACAGCUCUUUUAAUUCAUGUUCAAUUUGUCAAGCAGUCGAUAUUUCGGUGAUUGAAUUAGCAGAAGGCAGACGUAUGCCACCAGAUAUUAUGGCGUUUUUUCAACCUUUUAAUCAAUUGUUGGAAACGGUGUAUAAUGUGUCACAGUUUCAAACAAUUGGCUUAGUUAAUCAAUGUAAGCAUUUUCAAGAAUAUGUUAUAAAGCUACAAGCUACUUGUUCGAAGCAAAGACAGAUUUUGUAUCAAACUAAAGCUGAAAUAGACAGCAUUCCUAAGCUCAGACAAAAAAUUAAAUUUUUGGAGAGUGAACUAGAAAAUGAGAGGAUGUUAAAGUCAAAUAGAGGAACUAAACGUAAUAUAACAAAUAAUGGUACUAACAAUAAUAAUAAGAUGAAUUUCUUGACAUCCAGUUCUAAAGAUUCGUUCAGGCACCAUUCAUUAAAACGUUCCGAAUCUCAUGGGUUUUUAAGAGGUUCUAAUAAUAUGAGUCGAAAUCCACCCCCAACUGUUGAUCUAACAAUUGAUGAUGAUAAUAAUGCAGAUGAAAUAUUUUUAAAGAAACUGAAAAAAAAUGCAAAUAGCUUAAAUACUUCAUCCUUCCCCAAAACACCAGAUAUAGUAGCAGAAUCGACCCAGAUUUCCGAAUCAUUUACAAAAGAUUCUAUGAAUGGAAGUAGUGAUCCAAUGGGUUCUUUACUUCAACGAAGAUCAAGUAAAGAAGCAGAGUCAUCGAUUACCAAUACUACUGACACUAAACAGAAAGUAAAGUUACCAGCAGCAUUGGAAAAACUAAGAAUAAUUAAAAGAAGUAACACGACAACUGUCAUACCUUCUAGAACUCCAACGGAUGAUAUAAAAAAAGGAAUUAUUAAUCAUAUGAAAAGUAGUGGUCAUUUUAAUAGAAGGGAGUUAAGUAGAGGCAGAUCAAGUUUUUCAAGUCAAAGAAGAAAUGCCUCUUCCCAGCAAGUAUUAAGCAAGUUUUCAAGAAAGUGA
This is a messenger RNA of Tetrapisispora phaffii CBS 4417, 1101 nucleotides long. RefSeq names its product SUMO ligase CST9 (gene CST9). The record is from RefSeq and is a predicted model, not a curated record. Gene Ontology annotation, biological process: homologous chromosome pairing at meiosis; protein sumoylation; reciprocal meiotic recombination. The transcript has a single exon. Bases 1 to 1101 code for a protein of 366 amino acids. NCBI's taxonomy places the organism in Eukaryota, Fungi, Ascomycota, Saccharomycetes, Saccharomycetales, Saccharomycetaceae. Gene Ontology annotation, cellular component: synaptonemal complex. Gene Ontology annotation, molecular function: SUMO transferase activity.